Molecule: messenger RNA, 5496 nt
Organism: Xiphophorus maculatus (southern platyfish)
Lineage: Eukaryota; Metazoa; Chordata; Actinopteri; Cyprinodontiformes; Poeciliidae
Product: ELKS/Rab6-interacting/CAST family member 1-like
Exons: 20
Coding region: 437-3907 (1156 amino acids)
Biological process (GO): neuromuscular synaptic transmission; maintenance of presynaptic active zone structure; regulation of synaptic plasticity
Cellular component (GO): cytoskeleton of presynaptic active zone
Molecular function (GO): structural constituent of presynaptic active zone
Source: RefSeq, a predicted model, not a curated record
CUCGCGCACGCGCCAGCUGGGUUAGCGCGCCCACGCGGACCCGAUGGUAGGACAGGUCACAGCUGAGCCGAUGAGAUCAUGGAGGCUGCGCUGAGGUCGGACGGGAUACGGCCGACGGGACUGAGCGGUGAUGGAGAGCUGCCUGUCCGGUAAGAUGGAGCUGCGCGUACAGGGCGCACCUGGACAUUUUUUGUAAGAAUCCAUGAUGACCUGCAGUGUAACUGAAAGUCCAAGACUUCUUGGAGCAUCACUGCCAACAACCUCAUAUUUUCUUCACAAAAGACAAAAUAAGUCUCAAUUCAUGCACAGUCAGAUAUGGACAAGUGAAUAAGUGCCCUUUAUUACUCCCAUUGCUUAUUCUUAUUCCACAAAUGGAUAUCCCAGUUUUUCUGUCUGUGACAAUUUGCUUCCAGAUGUUAUAUUUUGCCAUACAACCAUGCCUUUAAACAUAAGAGCCAAGCCCUCGCACGGCAAGCUGACUGCUGCUGCUGCAAAGAGUGGUGGGCAAAAUGAUGGCAGCUCAUCUCAUUCACGCUUCUCGAGGUCUACAAAACAGGGAAAAGGUAAACAGGCUGUCAGCUCAGGUCCUGGGUCCCGAUCAGGACUUGAGCCCGGCUCUGUGUCAGGGGGCGGGCCUCCACCAGCAGCUAAACUGACCGGAGCACAAGGUUCAGUUUCAAAGCUUGGUUCAAGACUCAAAGUCAACACAUCAACAGCAGAUAAAGGAUCAACUCGUGGUUCAGCAACAGCUCCAGGUGGGAAAACCAUGUCCAUGGAGAACAUCCAGUCUUUAAGUGCGGCCUAUGCCAUUUCUGGCACCAUGUAUCCCAAUGAGCGGGAGUCCUUGGAACCCUCUGGUGGAUACCCUAAAAGUACCAUGACAUUAGGGCGGAGUACCAGCCGCUCAUCUUCCACUGGCCGCAGUACAGCAAUUGGAAGCACCCCAAACAUCACAGCCUCUGGUAUGCAUCACCUAUCAGACUCUUGUGGAGACCAAACUGUGUUUUCUACAGGAACUUCCAGUUUGCGACGGCAGUCUGGAAGAUGCACACAAACACUGGAUUCGGAUGAUCGGGGAGAGGUUUCCACCUGUGAUCUCCAGGCUCAGCUGAGGGAUCUGCAGAGAGAGAAUGAAAGUCUCCGAAGGGAACUGGAUGGAGGGAGGGAUGGAAAGACAGGCUAUGGCAUUAAUAGUGUUAAUUUCUGGAGCCCUGAUGUAAAGAGAGACAAGGGGAGUAGGCGUGAAGAGGGAGUAAGGACGCCUGCUCUUAAGGAACAGUGCAGCGUGAACCAAGACGAUUUACAGCUGGGGGAUAUAAGAAGAAACAAGCAACUUCCUUUGACAGUUCAGGAGCUACAGGAGGAGCUGAGAGCUCACAGAGAGACAAACAGUCGCCUGCGGCAACAGCGGCAGCAGAGCAGCUCCUACAGAGAACACCAUAUGGACCAGGAGUUCAGAGGGGGGCUCAGUCCUGGCCACAGUCCCAGACAAAGUUCCAUAAACCUGCACAGUCCAGCACCAAAGAACAGCCCCAAAGCCAGUCCAUCGAACACCUACAAUCCAAGGCAACAAGAGGCUGACAUCAUUAUUCACAGUCCUGGCUAUGGGUGUAAUACAUUGGCAGCCACGCAGAGACUUAGCCCAGCCAACACCCUUCAGCCUGGACAAAGGAACAGUCCAAGCCAGCCCCUCUACAGUCCUAGUCAGGGAGCAUUGCCCAGCUCUAGCCCCCGUCAUCCAUGUAGCCCCUGUCAGGUGCCUGGGUGCGACGGCUUUUCUUCACCUCCUCCUCAGGAUCCAACAGAGGAAAACUUCUUCCGACUGCAGUCAGAACAUGAGCGUCAAGCCAAUGAGUUGUCCCUGCUGAGGAAGACUAUGGAAGAGAUGGAGUUGAGAAUCGACUCCCAGAAACAGACGCUGGGUGCACGAGACGAGAGUAUCCAGAGGCUGCUGGAGUUGCUUCAGGGUCAGGGACAGUGGGGACGAGGACAGCGGACAGGCAUAAUUACCAUGGCAGCCCAGGAAGCUGAUGUCCACUUGGAGAACAUACAUUUGAGAGAGAACACGAACGCUUCUUUCUGUUUUGAUCCUGAUGUUAUCUGGCAGGACACCAAGAUCUCUUCGCUGGAGAGAAACAUCAGAGACUUAGAGGAUGAGGUCCAGAUGCUAAAAACCACCGGCCUGUUGCACCCUGAUGAAAGGCAGGAUGAACUCAAGCAGGUGGAAGUCUACAAGAGCCACUCUAAAUUUAUGAAAACUAAGAUAGAGCAGCUGAAGCAGGAGCUAAAUAGGAAGGACUCAGAGAUGCAGGCCCUGCAAACCAAACUAGAAACACUGACCAAUCAGAACUCGGACUACAAGCAACACAUCGAGGUGCUAAAAGAGUCGCUCAGUGCCAAGGAGCAGCGCGCCAACACACUGCAGACAGAGGUGGAUGCUCUGCGAGUGCGCCUGGAGGAGAAGGAACAGAUUCUGACUAAGAAAACCAAUCAACUGCAAGACUUAAGUGAUGAAAAGAGCACACUGGCUGGAGAAAUCAGAGAUAUGAAGGACAUGCUGGAUGUCAAGGAGAGAAAAGUGAAUAUCCUACAGAAGAAGAUUGAGAACUUGUUGGAGCAGUUAAAAGAUAAGGACAAACAGCUGGUUGGAUUGAGAGAAAGGGUUCAGGGGCUUCAGACUGACUCCAGUAACACAGACACAGCUCUGGCCACUCUGGAAGAAGCUUUAUCAGAAAAGGAGCGAGUGAUUGAGAACCUCCGAGACCAGAAGGAACGAGAAGACAGGGUGAGGCUUGAAGAGAUGGAUCAGAUGAGGAGAGAGAACCAGGAACUGAAGGAAAAAUUGGCUGCUCUGCAACCCCCAAAGCUGUCUCAGAGCCAGGUCACCAACUCCAUCUUAAUCCAGAACCAGAGGCCUGAUGGGGAGGUUGAACCCAAAGUAGAUGGUUUUCCAGCAGUCAACCCCACGACCCCAAAACCAGAGGAAACUGUCAGAAUCUGUCCAGACAUCGCAGAUCGUCUGAGGCUUCUCGAGCAGGAAGUGGCCCGCUACAGAGAGGAGUCUGGGAAGUCCCAGGCUGAGGUGGAGAGGUUAAAGGGAGCGCUUAAGGAUGCAGAAGUGGACAAAUCAUGCAAGGAGAAGAAAAUUACUGAUCUUGAGAGACCUGGGCAAAUCAAGUCUCCAAAUAUCCAGAAGCAGAUUGUGCCUGGCGAGAUGAGGAAAGAUGCCUUGGCCGAUGGACAUCCACACUCUUUAUCACAGCUUUGCAAUUCCCAGGAUGCCAUGCGUGAGACGGCGGAGCGGAUAAUGGAGCUGGAGAAGACUCUGAGGGAUACCAUGAACACCUCGGCCCAUAGGGAGGCCCUUUGGGCGCAGGAGGAAGCCGCCCGUGUUCAGGCCCAAAGACAGUUGGAGGAGCUGAUGGGAGCUUUAGAGAAGACUCGCCAGGAGCUAGAUGCCACUAAAGUACGUCUGUCCUCCACUCAGAAGUGCCUACAUGAACGAGAUGGACACCUAAACCAACUGCGGCAGGAGAGACGCAAACAGCUGGAGGAGAUUCUGGAGAUGAAGCAGCAGGCGUUGCUGGCAGCCAUAAGUGAGAAGGAUGCUAAUAUUGCCCUUCUGGAAUUAUCUUCUUCCAAACGCAAGAAAGCCCAGGAGGAGGUGAUGGCUCUGAAAAGGGAGAAGGACAGACUCAUGCACCAGCUCAAACAGCAGACCCAGAGCAGAAUGAAGUUAAUAGCAGACAAUUAUGAGGAAGACUACAUCCACCCCCAACAUCACCCUCAUCAUUUGCACCACAUGCAUGCAGCAAAUUUGCAUCACCGGAGUCUGCCAAGAGGGGACCCACAUGCCAACCACCGACCUCCGAUGGAUCAGGAUGACGAAGAGGGUAUUUGGGCUUGAUGAAUACUAUCCAUAGGAACCUGCAUCUCUUUGGUGUCUAUGCAUUUGGAAUCACAAGAUUGAUUAGCUUCAGUUCCCAGGACCAGACGAUUUGUCUUUGUUUUCAGACCCCAUUAAUAAAGCACAAAAGUUCAUCAGAUUGGGCUUUUAAAUGCUUAUAAAUUACGUCAUUGAUACAGGUCACAUUCGUGGACAAAUGCAGUGUUUUGCUGGGCACCCAGCUCCUAGUGGAUGAAUCUCAUACCGCAGCUCAAUAUUGGCAAGUUUGCUCCUGCCUUCAAUUUCUGGGCUGUUUUCAAUAGACUGGGAGCUGGAUUCAUUUUGCAGUGCUGUGGUGCAACAGAGGCCUGACUUCAUAGUAACGAAGAGUCACAACAGUGUUGACGACUGCAAGCAGACUGAAGCCGAGCCAGAUACGCAAGCCCCAGAUCCAUACCUGUUCAGGUUUAUGUUUGCAGGCUUGUGUUUACUUCUGGAGCUAAAUAUCAGACUUUUGUAAAUAUGACAACAUGGACCUCAAAAUCAACAACCCACUAAGACCUCCUCAAUGUAUGGUGCCAAAGGAAUUGCCGCAGUCCACUGGGAUAAAUAAAAAAAGAUGAAACACCAACUGAUUCAACUCUUAUCCAAGACUUUCAACACUGAACGAUCUUAGUGUCUUGCAAAAGUAGUCAUGGCCCUUUGGAACAUAAAACACUUCAGUCAUGUUACAACCAAAAGCUUAAAUGCAUUUUUGGGGGGAAUUUUAUGAACCAAUAAACAUUUUUUUUUUCUUUUUUUGGUAGAACCAAUUUUUGCUAUAAUCACAGCUGCAAGUCUUUUGGAGAGCCUUUGUGAUAUUGAAUGUCUAGUCUUGCUACAGUCUCACAAAUGGAUUUAGGUCUGAACUUACAGUAUGUAGCGUUAGUUUUCUAGUCCACACAGAACUGUGCAUAUUGGCUUCAAAAUUCUGUUUAAUCUCCCUUGACUAAAGCAAAUGACAUCAUAUUUGCUCUCUGCUUCUUGGUUUGUGGCAAACACACCAUUGUCGGUUGGUUCUUAACAUAUAAUCCCAAUAAAAACAAACUAAACUGUGUUAGUAACAUGAUGAAAUGUUAAAAAUGUUCAAAGGCUAUAAAUAAUUUUUUUGAGGAAAGGCAUAGUAAAUCUACUGCACAGGCAUUAAAAGAAGUGAACCUUGAUGUUCCCAUAGAGAAAAUGAGAAUCCACUUAUACUCAAUCAAAAAGUCAAAACCUUAGUUUACAGUGAAGAAAAAUGCAGUGUUUUUCUCCUUAUUAAUGUGUUCUGUUUGGUUUUCUGCAACUGAAGCAUCUGAGUGCCACUCUUAUUCUUUUCUUCUUUUUACAUCUGCUGUGUGUCUUAUACUGAAGAGUGAUGUAUUUAUUGUAUGUUUGAUUUUGUGAAUUUCUGUGACUAAUCUAACAACACUGAAGUGACUUGCAUUCCAAAUAACUAUGAAUUUUUUCACUGUACUAAAAGUUGGUUUGAAGUGACAAUAAUUGCUGUUUUGUUGUGGACUCAGCAGCUUCACAGUGUGUAAAUGACUGAAUAUGUCCAGUGUAUGUGUAGGCGUGUGUGUGUGUGUGUG